AUGCCCCCCAAAAAGACAUCAGAGAAAGCGAAGCAGGCCGCCCGCGAUGAGGGGAUCGUCAAUCCAUCUGGUGCCGCCAUUGGCGGCUUCGCAGCAGCAUACCUCGUAGGCGUCCCCAUUACCUCCAGCAUCACCAAAACAGACGGUGUGCUCCAAGGCCUCAUUCAGGGAAUACUCAAACUCAUCCCCGGCGGCGUCGCCCCGGGCCGUACUAUCCCGGCCCUGACGGCGCUGUACCUGUUUAUGACCUUCGGGGCGUCGGGCGCGCUUUCCGCCGCGGGUCAGGCCAUGAGCCGCCGCGAGGGUCUGGACAACAACACGCCCCGGAAACAUGUCCAUAACCUAGAUGGCCUACCGCUCCGCCUGCGGUCGGCGCACUACGGCCUGCUGGAGAACUUCGCGGGAUUUGCGGUGGCAGCGUCCCUUGCGCAGAGUCUGGCACCUGCUGAUCCCCAAAUUGGGAAUCUGCUGGGGCUUCAUGUCCUGUUGAAAACCGGCGUGUACUAUGCUAGUUAUCUGGCCGACGUCGCGCCGCCGAGAACUUUGAGCCAUGUACUGGCGACGAGCGCGGUGAUUAAUGUCUGCUGGAGGUUGGCGAACGGUGCCUAG
Molecule: messenger RNA, 609 nt
Organism: Diaporthe amygdali
Lineage: Eukaryota; Fungi; Ascomycota; Sordariomycetes; Diaporthales; Diaporthaceae
Exons: 3
Coding region: 1-609 (202 amino acids)
Cellular component (GO): membrane
Source: RefSeq, a predicted model, not a curated record